Molecule: messenger RNA, 2501 nt
Organism: Lutzomyia longipalpis
Lineage: Eukaryota; Metazoa; Arthropoda; Insecta; Diptera; Psychodidae
Gene: Df31
Exons: 3
Coding region: 141-488 (115 amino acids)
Source: RefSeq, a predicted model, not a curated record
UUGAUGGGUUACACCGCUGUAGCAUCUGCCAUUUAGCGUCGGACACCGCUCAAAGAAGUAUCGUGCGAGUGCAGCUCCUGUGAUUUUAAUCAAAAACUCUCCCAAAUUCGUGCGUAAAUUGUGAAAAAAAGUUGAUAACUAUGGGCGACGUACCUGUUGCGACCAAUGACGUUCCAGUUGUGGAGAAGGAAGUUGAUGAGGUGGUAGCUCCAAAGGUGACGGAGGAGGAGCCCGAGGAGAAGGUGGCAGCUGCCGUUGAGAAUGGUUCGGAGGAGACAACGGAGAAUGGCUCCGAUGAGAAGGAGGAUGAAGAGAAGGAGACCAAUGGAGACUCAACAGCCCCCGCUGAGGCUUUAAAGAGAAAGCCCGAAGAAACAGAGGAAAAGUCCACCGAGGAGGUUGCAACUCCUGAGAAGAAGGCAAAAUUGGACGAUUCAACAAAAGAUCAGCCCGAAGUUAAGGAUACCGAAGCCGAGGUGACGGCUUAAGUUUCCUUUUUUUUUCAAAUUUAAUUUUUCUUAAUUUAUAAAGAAAAGUGAGACAGAAAAAUUGGGCAGAAGAUAACCACACAAAAAAAAGUAAGAAAAAAUCAUCCCUUUUUAUUAGUAUUACAACAACAACAAAAAAAGUAAAUAAUAUAUUAUUAUUAAAUGGAGAUGAAGUAAUAAAAAAAAAUAAUGAGAAAUACAUGAGCCAAUAAAAUAUAAGAUAGAAAAUAGUAAAAAAAAAAAGAAAAAAUAAAUCACAAAAAGGUGAGACCAGUAAAUAAUUAAAUAAAAAAACAAUCUUUUGUGAAAAAAAAAUUGCAAAUAAUGGCAGAAUUAUUUGAAUGUUGGUGGGACUUCCUUACAAACAAAAAAAAAAUCAUUAAGAGAAUUAGAAAAAGAAAUAGUUAAAAAUGUUUAGAAUUUAAACAUCAUAAUGAUAGUUCUGUGUGCCCAAAAUAAUAAAAAAAAAGUGGAUAGAAGAAUUAUCCAUAAUUUUGAUGAUUUACUAUUCAAAAAAAAAACUUUAAUGAAAAAAUAAUUCCCGAAUUUGCCAAAAUGAUCUUUAUUAUUAAUUAAAAUAGAAAAAUUAAGAAACUUGAAUUGAAAAAACAAAAAUCUCAGCCCCCACUGACAUCACAAAUAUCUUUUGCGUCCCCUUCAAUAGACUUUUGUAAUUAACAAUCCAGAAUUUUAUUUGAUAACUUCUUUAUUUUUUUGUGGGAAAUAAACGAAUUUGAUUCUCUCUAAUUUUAGAACUUUUUUUUUUUGACUUGUCUCUCGUGGAAAGAUACUUAAUGAAUAAAAGAAAAUCACACAACUUCGAUGAUCUUAAUUUAUGUGAAUAUAUUUUUUUUUAAUUUGGAUUUUUUUUACACUAAAAUUGAGAUUUCAUUUUGAGACACAAUGAAACAAAUAAUAAAAAAAUAAAUAAUAGAAUUUAGAAAAAAAACAAGUCCAGCAGCAAAAAAUAAGAAGAAAAAAAGAGAAACAUUCCCCAGGAUUAAAGAAAACACGAUUGGAAUUAAAUUUUUCUUUUUUUUUAAUAUCCUGUAAUUUUUCUUUCUUAAAAAUAAAUAAAUAAAUAAAAAAUAAACGAAUUUGGACUUUUAUGGAUGUGAAACUCACUGCGUGGCUUUAAUGCCGAAUGGAAAUAUGGUGCAGUUUUUUUUUUUAAUUUGUAUCUUAAUUUAAAAGAGAGAAAAAUAAUAAAAAUUUCAUUUCUAAGUGGAGGCAUUAUGAGGGAAAAAAAUGAUAAUGUAAUUUUUAAGUUCUUCCUACUUUAUUAUUUUUCUCUUUUAAUUAAUUUAAUUAAUGAUGGAAUUUGUAUAAUAGUUUCUUAAUUAAAGGAAAGAAAAUGAAAUUCGAAUUGCACACUUUUUUUUUUCUUUUAAAGCUACAAAAUAGUGUAGCUUUUAAUUUAGAAAUAAAUGAAUGGAGAAAUCAAUAAUAAUGCAAAACUUUUUAAUUUCUUUUUAAUAAAUCACAUUUUAUCACAAAUUUCUCUCUUAAAAAAUAUUGAAAUUAGAAUGAAAACUGAAAUCUCUUUAGUGUUUUUAACUUGGAAUUCUUUUGAAAAAAUAAAAUAAUAAAAAAAAUGCAUAAUAAAACAUUUUAAUUCAUUUUCAAAUUGAUACAGAAUGAGAAAUAAAAAAAAAAUGUGACACACUGCCAUUCAUAUCAAAGAUUGCAGAUUUUGAACGCAACAGAAAAAUUCCUGGGAUUGAAAAAAUGCAUUUUUUUGUCAAACUGAUGAAAAUAAUAAUAAAAAAAAUAUCGUCAACCCACCAAAAGUAUAAAUGUUUUAUUAACUCUUUAAUGAUGAAAAAAAAUGGAUGAUUGUUGAGACAAGAAAACGUACAAAAUAGAAGAAAACAAACCAAUUUGUAAAUUUUUAUUUGAUAUGGCAUGACACAUGUUUUAACACAAAUUGUAUACAUAAUUAUGUUUCUGUAAUUUCAGUUCAAAGAUGGAUUAAUUAUGCAAUAAAAUAUGAAAUUCAGUUUCCGAAACACA